GACGGAGAGUGGUAUGGCGAUUGAAACGCAGACGGUUUUGCGGCUGAUGGCACAAUGGGGAGACUCCAAGCUGAAUGACGCGAUUUUGGAGCUUCUGUUGAAACUGUGUCUGGACGAGCAUCAGGACAUGCUGAGCCUCUCGAAGUCAAAUGUGAUCUUCGGAAUCCUCCUCGAGUGCAUCGAGAACAGCGUAGCUGGACUGAGGGACAAGGUCGAGCUGAUCCACCCGACCACCAUCAGAAGUACCGACUUGGCUGAUAAAGAGGCGCUCCGCCGCUGGUACCAUAUGCAUUGCAAAUAUCUCCGGGUCUGGAAACUUGUAAUGCUGAAUGGUCAUCAUGAUUGAGUGUGCGUGUGCCUUCAAUUGCAGCGGAGCAUGAACAGUUUUUCAAUCGCUUUCUCCUGCGCAGCACGCAUUAUUUCGUGACGAGAUUGUGGUGCUUUUGCAGCUCUGUGCAAUACAGAUUUUUGGUUCAUCAACCUUUCCAGACCCAGACAUUUUUGCAGGGGAUAUACCAGGGUGGGCGACGGGGACCGAAGCCCUGCAACCGGGUUCAUGUCAUGGGUUCGGUUUUGGAGUAUCUCGCAUACAAGGAACCCCUGGCAAUUGCGGCGCUGGCAAUUGCGGCGCUGCUGGCUCCGUGCUCUUGGCGGAGCGGCACCGGCGUGCUGGGCUUGGUAUAGCCACGAGCACCGUCGUCCGCCGCAUGGUGGACGAUUUCGGGAGGGACCUCCUUGCUGACGCCAGUACCACCGCAUCCCUGCCCGUGAGCGGGCCGAGGGACGACGC
Messenger RNA from Amoebophrya sp. A120, 790 nucleotides. Lineage: Eukaryota; Dinophyceae; Syndiniales; Amoebophryaceae. The record is from the annotation of a GenBank genome assembly.